AUGACAAAGUUUCGAAACGAACAGGAUGACACCUUUCAGUCCAUCCGGCAGAGAAUCCAGGACAUGGCCCAUGAUGAAUUGGAUGCUUUGGAAGCUCGUCAAGCCACAUACCGAAUAUCACAGGUUCCAAAUGAUGUGAGCCGGGAGCAGCUGCCGUAUUUCCUUCUGAGCUGUAGAGAGCUGCAAAUCCAGUCGGUGCAGGAGAUCCGGAUCCAUUCGCUGGCUGCACUCAGCGGGCAGGCGCAAUCCACCAAAACGCCCGCCGCGACCUUUGAGGAGGUGCCGCGGCUUCUGCGUAGCAGAUCGUCCCAGUGGAGUCUGUCCUUUUGCCACAACUCUUCCUACGGAACUCUUGUGAUUGACACACACUUUGAUGGGUUUACCGUUCUCAAUGACGUCCCCGAGGACAGCCACUCUCUCGACUUCAUCGCCAUCCCCGGUCUAGGACACCACCCUUUCUCCAUCUGGCAACAUGAUCCCGCCUCCGAUCCAUUCAUGUGGCUGCGGGACAGCUUGCCGCCGCUUGCCAGAGGGACGCGGGUGCUGCUGUAUGGCUACGAUGCCAGAGCCCAUCGCGGUAACCCUGCGACCGUCGAAGGCCUGGUGAUAUCGCUCAUUUCACAACUGAGAGUUAUCGAUCGGGCAUCUUUGGCAGCGAAGCCCGUUGUUGUCGUCGCCCACGCCCUCGCGGGAGUUGUACUCAAGCAGGCAUUGAUCGAACUGGCGAAUAGCGGUCAGACAGAAAUGUUCAUCCUGAAGACCGUCAGGUCUUGCCUUUUCUUGGGAGUUCCCAAUUCUUAUCCUGGGAAAGAGAUACUUGCUUCCAUGGUGGGCAACUCCCGCUUCAAGCACCUUCUGGCGAAGUUGGACACGAAGCCGAAUUAUAUGGCCAAAUUAGAUCGCAUGAUGAGCGGGAUUGCUCAAAGCCAGAACAUCAGUAUUUGCUCCGGCUACGAUACGAUUCCAGAUGGCGUUCUAGAGCCUGCGGAUCGCUCCUCGACUGGAAGGUCCAUUUCGCCACGCAACUGCUCAGUCAACAAACCCGACCAUGACAUCCUCAGGUUACCAGCGGGAAGUCAGAAGAUAGCUACUGUUGCCGCACAUCUUCUUAGCCAAUUCUCUCCCCAAAUUACUGGGCAAGAUCCAUCUCCAGUGCUGUCCAGACUGACAACAUGGCACCUAUUCCUUGACGCGUUGGACGAAUAUGAAGGGCGGCCAGAAGUGAUUGUCGACUUCAUUCAAUGCUCCGUCAGAAGUCGUUCAGGUGCGAAAACGCGUUUAAAAGCCUGCUUCUCGAGUAGAGAAUGGUCUACCUUUGAGAACACUUUCUCCGACUGCCCAGGGCUCAGAAUCCAUGAACAUACCGAGCAGGAUAUUCGAACGUAUCUCUCCGCUCGCCUGUCCAAUAUCUAUGAGUCUGGCAGCCUUGGCGUGUACGAUAAAGCGACCUUGUGCGAUAUCGAGGAGAACAUUGCUACAAGAGCCCAAGGCGUCUUUAUCUGGGUCAGAGCAAUUACGGGCAUCCUCAGACAAGAUUACCUUCAAGGCGUAUCUAUACUGCAAUUAUCAAAGAACGCCGAAUCCUUUCCUGAAGACUUGGGGGAAUUCUACACGGAUGCGAUUCGGCGCAUUCCGUCCGAGUAUCGCGAGGAAUCCUUCGUCAUGUUUGAGGUUAUCCUCCGUUGCGAGCAUCAGUUGCUCAUUGAAGAACUAAUCGCCACUGUGCAGUGUGCCACCCGCAACAACAUCCCCAGCUAUAUUGAAGCUAUGCAUUCACAUGAGCUGGACCAGAACCUCCUGCAAUGGGUUCAAGAUCGGGGAGCUGGUUUGGUCGAAGAGGUUCGUGACAAGACAACCGGUCUAAAGAUAGUGCAGUUCAUACACCAAAGUGUUCUAGACUUUGUUGCGUAA
Molecule: messenger RNA, 1911 nt
Organism: Aspergillus calidoustus
Lineage: Eukaryota; Fungi; Ascomycota; Eurotiomycetes; Eurotiales; Aspergillaceae
Source: the annotation of a GenBank genome assembly